AUGUCAGCGGCAUCCGAAGAGCAGAUCCGUCCUGGAUGCUCGAUACACGAUGUACAGUUCAUGUACAUGUCCCCGAAGGAGAUUCAGGACAUAUCUGUUAAGGAAAUCACAGAGGUUGCUGCGUUCGGCAAUCUGGCGGGUGCUCCCUUGCCUGAUGGAUUAUACGAUCCCGCACUGGGACCCCUUCACAUCGGUGAUCUAUGCAAAACGUGCGGAUUAGGGGUUCAUGACUGUCCUGGUCACUUGGGUCACAUAAAACUCGCGACUGAUGUGUACAAUCCUUUCUUGAUACGGACAUUGUAUAACGUGCUGCGUAGAAUGUGCACUUCUUGCAAUCACUUCCGUGUUCGAAAGGCUGUAACUCAGAGGUGA
Molecule: messenger RNA, 372 nt
Organism: Perkinsus marinus ATCC 50983
Lineage: Eukaryota; Perkinsozoa; Perkinsida; Perkinsidae
Product: DNA-directed RNA polymerase I largest subunit, putative
Exons: 5
Coding region: 1-372 (123 amino acids)
Biological process (GO): DNA-templated transcription
Cellular component (GO): RNA polymerase I complex
Molecular function (GO): DNA binding; DNA-directed RNA polymerase activity
Source: RefSeq, a predicted model, not a curated record